Messenger RNA from Triticum dicoccoides, 1898 nucleotides. RefSeq lists its product as uncharacterized. Bases 430 to 1614 code for a protein of 394 amino acids. The transcript is spliced from 5 exons. NCBI's taxonomy places the organism in Eukaryota, Viridiplantae, Streptophyta, Magnoliopsida, Poales, Poaceae. Gene Ontology annotation, molecular function: protein binding. The record is from RefSeq and is a predicted model, not a curated record.
UCUCUCUAGCAAUUAGGGUUGCCCCACGCCGCCGCCAGGGGCUGACCACCGCCCAGGUCCCUUGUCUCAGCCGGCGCGCCGCCGAACGCCUCCAGCCCCAUCCUACUCCAUCCCCCAUCCACCCGAAGAGGCUCUCCACUCCGCCGCCAGGAGAACUUCUGCUGCCCCUGCGGCUACAAAUCAGGGGAGAGAACCACCGGCUUGCCACUAUAGUCGGGAGCCUCAAUCCCCCCAUCUGCCGGACGAGCUUCUACACCCAUCCGAGUUGCCCCACCGCAAGCUAGCCACUGAAGCAUAACAGCGGUCGGAGAGAAAGGAGGAGUGGCGCCACCGGUGACUCCACACCUCUCCGUCCCCGACAACAACCAAAUAUUUGAGUGGAGUGGAGGGAGGAGAGCGGGUGGUGAGAUAAGAGGAGGUAGAUAGGUGAUGAAUCCAGUUGAGAUUCCCCACUGGUUCAAUCCCGUUCCCAACUCAAUGUGUGUGGAUGGAAAGAGGCUGCGGCAAUCUGCAAUGCCUGUUGACCCCGUGUCCAAGGUGCUCGAUGACGAUAACCUUCUCAUUGAUAUCCUCCUCCUAAUCGGCUACCCCACCACCCUCAUCUGCGCCUCUCUUGUCUGCAAACGUUGGUUCUAUCAUGCCUCUGACCCUGCCUUCCUCUGCCGCUUCCGCAAGCUCCACCCGCCCUGCCUCCUCGGCGUAUAUUUCAAGACCAGGGCGAACCGCUCACGCUUUGUGCCGAUGCUACCGCAGCCCCCAGAGAAUGAUGCAGUCAUCAGCUGCGCAAGCUCCAGCCUGGAUGCACAUAAACUCAUCUUGGAUGACUGCAAUGACAUCAUCUUCACCAAAACAUGUAACAACUGCAAAGAAGAACCCAGAUCAAUACAUAUAGUGCUCAACCCGCUCUGCCCUGCAAGAGGCAUGGUUAUCGUACCUCCAUUCCCAUGCUACGGACGACAGGACGGCUAUUUCUACAAGUACUGUAAACUCCUAUUCGAAGAAGAAAGUGACGGCUUGUCAUACCUCUGUGUGCGGGGUGAACUUUCUAAUGAUGGAAGAAAAUCUACCGUGUAUGUGUAUAUGUUGCAAGAUGGUGUUUGGUGCUUGCAUACCUCAGCAACGACACAACUUCCUUGUCGGCCACAGAUACUGAAUCCUCUGCUUGUUGACAAUAAAAUCUACAUGGCGGCCACCCAGAGUGAAACUCUUGUGUUGGAUUUGACAGCCUCAAGUUUCUCCACAUUUCAGGUCCCACAAGGGUUGGUUAUUGGUUACAAACGAACCAUGUUAUCACGGGCAUAUGAUAAUUCUGGUGUAUAUCUCAUUCAUUUGAACGGGCUUCAGCUUUGCAUCUGGCUGCGCACAGGGGACAACUGGUUGCUGGUGGAUACCAUCUGCUUGCGUGAGAUGUAUGCUAAAUUGAGGAUGGGGGUAAAUGCUGAGUUUGUUUUCUUGAAGAUGGGCCGAUGCCUAGUCUAUGUGGGUAUCAAGUGCAGGAAGUUGUGUAAAGUGUAUGAGAUGACAAGCGAGGAUCGAUGGUUGGGUCGUAUCCAUCCUUGUAUGAUGAUCUGGCCUCCCACACUCCAUGCGCUCAAGGAUGGUCCUGCAAGAUGAGGAAGGCCUUGGAUCAAAGAAGAGCAAACUGCGGCUGGGUGGUGCGGUAGCGAAAACCACUCGUUUUAGAGAAGCGAGUGCAUUAUCUGUUAGCUGUGUUGACUCAGAGACCAGUUAUUGCUCGGUAAUGGAUUGGGAUGGUGGAUAAAACUGGUAUUGAACAGGUGCUCCUAUUAUUGUUUUCAACAGACAUGUAUGUUUGUAUUGAACAGGUUGUGUUUUUUUACUUCCCGGUGUAUGUAUUGUCCAUUGCAAAACAUGUGCUCGACUCUGUUAGCAACGUG